This is a messenger RNA of Aaosphaeria arxii CBS 175.79, 1942 nucleotides long. RefSeq lists its product as uncharacterized. The record is from RefSeq and is a predicted model, not a curated record. Lineage: Eukaryota; Fungi; Ascomycota; Dothideomycetes; Pleosporales. Bases 1 to 1575 code for a protein of 524 amino acids. The transcript has 6 exons.
AUGGCGCCCGUUCUGAGAUCGCGCGCCUUCGAUGGCGGCCGUCCCAAUCUCGACGCCGUGAGUAUCAUAUACGUCGCGUUGGCCAUCGUCUACACCAUCAUCGUAUCCGCUGAGCUGUUCUACCUCUAUCGCCAGCGCUCAGCCUUCUGCGUGAGGAUACGAAACAUCAAAGUCGUCUUCGCCGCCGUCUCUUCGCUGCACAUCUACCUCAUCCUAGUGCUUCUUGUUUACCCUCUCAACGGCUCAUGGCCAUGUGCUGCUGAGUUCUGGGUCAUGUCGAUUUUCUUACCCGCCGGAAUGGCUCUGUUCCAAGCGUGUAAUGCCAGAGUGCUCAAGGCAUACGAAAGCCAGAGCCGCCUGCAGACAAACUUUCUGGCAAGCGCCCGGAGGAAGAGAUUUUCCUGUACGCCUCGAGGCUUGUACGACGCUUGGCUCGGUCUCGACGCGGCAGCAAAGGUCUACUUCGGAAGCGUGCUCGGUCUCCUCAUCACAAUGAUACCCGCACUAGUGUUGUUCCUGGCCUCCCGUCGCUUCCACGGCGCCUAUGGAAUCUUCGGCCCCAUCGUAGAUGCAGUCCAAUGUCGCAAGGGCGGCGAAUGGAUUCCCUCUAUUCUCGUCCAGCUUUUCUGGACCGUCAUUGUGGGACCAUGGAUCCUCUGGAGGAUUCGCAAGGUCAAUGAUGUGCAUUACUGGGCAUGGCAGACCAGGCUUGCCAUCGUUGCAGGAUUACCUGGAACACCACUAUGGUUGGCAUUUACGUAUUCCAGGAUUCCCAGCAUGAUGGCCAUGAACAAGUACUUCGUACCAGCUGGAUGGUUUAUGCCAUCUCUUAUUGUCUGUCAGCAAGUCUUGAUCGUCAUCCCGCUCCGAGAAGCAUUCCGCACGACCUCCCGUCGAUCAUCCAUCUCUUCAACAACCACAGCCGAGUCGCUUGCAUCGACCGAAUCGUCAUGGUCGAAGCGGUCACCCCAGAUCAUCAUAAGCAAAGAGCUCAAACCAAAAGCAUCGAUGCAGGCCCUGGAAUUCAGCAUCGAGCACAGUAUCGAGCCUCUGAUCUCCUGGGCGGCGUCUCGAGAAUUUACUGCCGAGAACACGAUCUUUCUGCGCGAGGUGCGAAAUUUCAAGAAGAAGUGGUCCGAAUUGCGUACGGUCACGACCGCGCAACGGCGACAGAUGUUCACAGAGGCCUCUCUGAUCUUUUUCACCCUCAUCAAUCCAUUCACGGCCGAGACGCCGAUCAACAUUGAGUACAAAAUCUUCCGAACGCUGCAGCGGACGUUUGCGAAUGUCGAGUAUGAUCCGUAUAUGCCUGGCGAUCCUGGCACCUCGCCCCAAUCGCCGACCCCCAGAGAGAACGUUGUUUGUCCCUGGGAGGACGUGCUGAAUCGUCCGACGAGCUAUAGUUCGACGAAUAGUGCUUCGAGUAGCGCGAGCACGAAGAGCAUCGUUCCAAGCGAGUUCACCGACGAGAUAUUCGAUGCCGCCUUCGAAAGCAUCAAAUAUCUUGUCUUCACCAACACCUGGCCUAGGUAUGUCGAGGCCGAAUUGGCGAAGGACAUUGUGCCCUCGCCGUGAAAAGAGAUGAUGGAAACCGUUCAGUGAGGAACGGCAGGUGGAGCGACAGCAACAUUUUAUUCGCAGUUGGGGAUUCAUUAGACAUCUGGAUAUGCCUCUUCCCUCUAAUACUCUACCUUUCAGGCCCUCUCCUACUGGCUAUUAGGCUGGCACGAGAUUCCCGACAGGCUAUUCCGGAACCGGUUUUUGGGGUUCAACUUGUUAUGGUAGCUAUCGGUCUUGUUCAUACACUCAUCACUUCGGCAUGGCAUUUUCCAGGCCAUCCAUUCCUAGGCAGAAUGAUCGCGGCUGCUCUUCUCAAUGCGGCAGCUGCAGCAGCUGAUAUCAGCCACUUCCUUACCUUCUUCCGCUCUUUAGACGGGUGCGC